AUGCCUACACCACUUCCAUCGAGUUUCGCUUCGGCCGCUGCUGGCAACACCCAGGACCCCAACCGGAGGGGGGAUGGUUCGACUAGCGGAGAAUGGUCCCGAAACCGCAUGAACGGAGCUACGCAGACCUUCCGCCGUCCUUCUGUUGCUACCACCCCCUCUCACCACCGGGAUAGUAGCCAGCCUGCAUCUGCCUCGACACCCACGGCCGGCGGCGCGUACAUUCCUCCACACCUGAGCUCAAAUACUUCUAACAUUGCACGGAAUGGGGACGCCCGGUACUCCAAGGAUCAACUUCUAGAGCUGUAUAAAACACAGCGGGAGGAGGGUACCUUGAGUAAGAACGUGGAGGAAUACUUCGUGGCCGACUGGGAUCCCCACAAUGUGUCAGCUCCUGUGAAUGGAGCAUGGGGGAAGCGGGAUGACCACAAGAACAACUCUGCGGGGCCCGAGGUUUGCUGGGAUCAUGGUGGCCAGGUGGAACCCCUCGGAAUCACGGGUAUGACGGAGGAUGAGAAAGAGAUGUUCUCCGCUUCUGUCAACUCCCCUCUGAAGCCACCUCCCACAAACGCCGCGAAGGAAAACAUCAUCCCGGGAACUGGAGGUCGCAAAUCUUCGAUCUCUUAUCCUCAGGGCCAUAUCAAUAACUAUACCACCUCCUCCCCAACCGCCGGUCGCCCGGGUACCCGACGCCGGGAAACGGGAGAAUCGAUUGGCAACCCCAUGUCUCCUACCGGUUCCAACUCCCGAUUUUUCCGCGAUGAGGCCAAUACCUCUACUCCUCCACCUGCCCUGUUGCGUCGCAAAACUGAUUUCCGAGAACCCAACCCGAGGGUGGAUGAGAAGGCCAAGGAGGGCAAGGAGGACUCUGCCUCUCCCUUUGGGUCUCUGAAGCGCAGCUCCACCAAUCCUAUCAAUACGGGCGUUAGUGGACCAAACUCCCCCUGGGGUUCGGCCUCCCAUAAUGCCAAUUUCUCUCCGAUGGGUGCCUUUGGAGCUUUCUCUCUUGGUUCUGGCUCUGGCUCUGGCACUCCCGCGGCUGAAAAGAAACCAGGAUACGGAAGUCUCCGCGGAGAGAGCAGAUUCAAGGGUUUGCUGUCCAAGGAUAGCUCUGAAGAUAUUGCUAGCUCCGCCAAGGAAAAGCCCACAGGUAACCUUGAACGUCUUGCUGAAAACGACAGUGACGGGCGUUCGCAGUCGCCCUGGGGAGAUGCCGUCAAGACUCGUGUCAACCGAAGCGAAACUAAUCCGUUCGACGAGCCUCGCAGUGGCAGCGCCGCUCUUGGCGGGUCUCAGGAUGUUGAAGGUCCCGCUCAAUCUGAUCUCGGGUUUGGCGCAUUCGGCAUGACCUCGAGCAUUCCUGGAUUCCGAGAGUUGAUGCAAAGCCAGGAGAACUCGCGGAACCCAACUCCCAGCCUCCUCCAGGGCCACGAGCCAAAUAGUCCAACCAACACUAAUCCCUACCAGAGCCCGCAUGGUGACCGUCAUGGCGAACGUGCGGAACCCGAAGAUGUCGACACUGACGGAUCGGAUAUCCAGCCCGCCCAGCAUCCCGGAAUCAGCGGACUUCGGGAUCCUUCCAACCCCUUCGGCUCGAUGAGACGGGUUGGCUCAGGAAUCGAUCUUCCCACUGUGGACCGCAGCCAGAACUCCAGUGUCAAUGCCAACCGCACUUUCUCUGGUCUCGGUGGUCUGGGUGGUCUGUCUUCCCUGGGUGGAGCUUCAGCUUGGUCAUCUGGUGCUGCCGUCGGCACGCCCACUCGUGAGCGUUCCGCCUUUGUUGGCGGUUUCGGCGACCCGAUCUUUGGCUCUAUGGGCGAUCUUCAGUCUCCUAGCUUGUCAACUCUCGGUGGAGGUGGUCUAUUUAGCCCCCAUGCCGGUAUGACUGGCACUGGAAGCAUCGGCCGAUCAAGCAAACUCGGUGCCCUCUUCUCUUCCAUGCAGGACGAGCAAGGAAGGCCUGACUCUGUGGGCCUAGAUGGACUCGACCCCUCGCAAGGCGACAAGACGGGUCAGGCAAGCCACCCUGGCUCAACGCCUGCUUCGCAAACACCCGUCUCGGCCGUUGGCUCUAUUCCAAACCUGGCUGGUCAUGAUAUUCCUUCUAGUCAAACCCCUGGCGCAGGCAUCCCUGCUUCUCAGCAGCGUACCAUGGUCAUGCCGGAUAGGAUGCGUUGGAUCUACCGGGAUCCGCAAGGCAAUAUCCAAGGCCCGUGGACUGGACUCGAAAUGCAUGAUUGGUUCAAGGCAGGCUUCUUCAGCCCGGACUUGCAGAUCAAGAAGCUUGAGGACACCGAGUUCGAGCCACUAGCUCAGCUCGUGAGACGCAUUGGGAACUCACGCGAGCCAUUCCUUGUGCCCCAGAUUGGCCUUCCUCAUGGCCCAGAACCGACCGUCGCCCAGUGGACUAACACGACCGCUGGAUCUGCUCAGCCUCCCUUCCCGGGUAGUUUCCCAAGCUUUGGCACUACCUUGACAGCCGAGCAGCAAAAUGCGCUCGAGCGACGCAAGCAGGAAGAACAGUACCUGAUGGCUCGACAGAAGGAGCACCUGGCUCAGCAGCAGGCCAUUAUGAAGCAAAUGGCUCCUCCUGGUGCUCCCUCAUCCUCCAUGAACCCACCGCUGCAGCAUCAGUCUAGCGCACACAGCCUUCAAAGCCAGCCUAGCUUCUCAAGCAUUACUUCGCCCGUUGGCUACCAGCCAUCUCCGAUCCAGGCUCCCAUGCAGCAGCAGUCCCAAGGCGUCCCUGGAUUCUUCGAUGGUGUUGCACCAAGACAGGGCGGUUUGAACGUGGGACCUGGAAUGCUGGGAACGGAUUUCGGCAGCCAGGAUCAACUCCCCGCUCUACUUGAUCGCCUGAACGUCGGCCGCCAGGAUCCAUUUGCCUUUGGUAGUGCUGGUUCAUUCUCCGGCCGUCAGCCUGAUAACUUCUUGCAGUCCCAGCAGGUUAGUCAAAUGCUUCAGGAUCGUGCUCAGCUUCAGCAAGAGCAGGAAGACUUCGACAAGGCCCAUGAAGAUGAUCCAUUUGAUCAGCACGCUCGCGAGGAGCGUCUUCGCCAAUUCCAUGCUCUUCGUGCCCAGGAAGGGGAGAUGGGCAUGCGCACUGCCGAAGGUCUGCCUACCCACCCUGCCGCUGCAUCUCAGCAACUCGAAGCCGAGGUUGCCGCCGAGAUGGAAGAGGCAGCUCAACAGUUGACCGACUCUGUUACUGGUUCUGAGCCUCUUACUCUGUCUCAGCAAGUUCACAAGGCUGCUUCUGCUCAACGCCAGCAGCAGGAACAGGAACAGAGCCAUGGCCCUUCUGAAUCGGUCUGGGGAAACAAGGUUGACCACGCCAUGCCCCAGCCUUUCCCUCCCCCACCCUCCGCGUCGCCUCUCCCUGCACCCACCGCCCAGCGUAAUCGCCAAAACGUCGCCGAGUCUCUGGCCACUGGGUCCCGCUCCCAGACUCAGACUCCCGUCGACGCUGCGCCUACCUCUGUCGCACCAUGGGCCAAGGAGGCAAAUGACUUGCCCAAGGGCCCCUCUCUCAAGGAGAUCCAGGAAGCCGAGGCUCGUACUGCCGCCCAACGUGAGGAAGUCGCCGCUGCGGCACGCCGUGCCCAAUUCCUUGCGGAGCAAGAGCGUCUCAGCCAAGCACAGGCACAGGCAGCCCCUGGCCUUCCCUCGUCAGCCAACUGGGCUAGCGCUGGAUCUCCGGCCACCCCUGCCUCGACCGGCUCCCCUUGGGCCACCAAGACCCAGCCCGCACCGGCCGCCACUGGCGCCAAGAAGACUCUUGCUCAGAUCCAGAAGGAAGAGGAAGCCCGCAAGAACCGCGCGGCUGCUGCUGCCGCCGCCGCCAUGGCUGCGACCCCAAGCCCUCCCGUCCCCUCCUCUGCCGGAAAGCGCUAUGCCGACCUUGCAAGCAAGGGCCCUGCUCCCUCCGCCCCCGCUAGCCAGGGAUCCAGCGCCUGGACCACCGUCGGUGCCAGUGGCAAGGUCAAGGGUGCGCCAACUGCGCCUCCCCUGGGACCCCGGACAGCCAGCGGAACCGUCCCAGUUUCGCCUCUUAUCUCCAAGCCCCGCCCUGUCGCCACUACCCGUACUUCCAACCCCAACCAGGCUGUUGAGGAGUUCACCAAGUGGGCUACUUUGGCUCUGAGCAAGGGGUUGAACAGCAGCAUCAAUGUCGAUGAUUUCGUUCAGCAAUUGCUCUUCCUGCCCGCUGAGGCUGAGAUCAUCUCCGACUCCGUCUACGCCAACUCCCAGACUCUGGACGGCCGCCGCUUCGCGGAGGAAUUCAUCCGCCGCCGCAAGCUUGCCGAUAAGGGCAUUGUGGACCCUGUCUCGCCCAGUGCUUUCGGAGAGCAGAAGAACGGCGGUGGCUGGAGCGAGGUUGCCAAGAAGGGCUCCGCUGCUACCGUUGCAGCAGCUGCUCAGCGUGAGGAAGAGGCUGCCAGCUCUGCAUUCAAGGUUGUCGCUCCCCGUAAGAAGGGCAAGCGGUAA
Messenger RNA from Penicillium mononematosum, 4488 nucleotides. Its product is annotated as GYF domain-containing protein. Bases 1 to 4488 code for a protein of 1495 amino acids. Gene Ontology annotation, molecular function: protein binding. Lineage: Eukaryota; Fungi; Ascomycota; Eurotiomycetes; Eurotiales; Aspergillaceae. The record is from RefSeq and is a predicted model, not a curated record. The transcript is spliced from 5 exons.